AUGGGUUCGUCGCAGCCCGAUUCUGAUCCCUUCCAAAUGCCCUUCGGAUAUUCCGUCGAUGGCACCCAAGAGCCCAUCUUUGAUGCCCCCGAACCUGCGCCUGGGGCCCCCUUGCUUAGCGAAACUGAUAGCAAGUUCUUGAAUGAUUUUUUCGACGACAUGACCGCGAAUCAGUACAAUAUGCCUUCUUUCGGCGAAGGCCUGAAUUAUCAUGCCUUGUUCGACCUGCCUCCACAGCUUAUGGGGACAGCAACUUCAUAUGGCUCUCAGCCGGCGACGCCUCUCGGCCACGAAUCGCAUUUAGACUUCUCGAUCGAUUCACAUAACACGCAUGGAUCUACGUCUGGAUCACACCUUAUGCCACCACCACCGCCACCACCGCCGCCUCAUCCUCACCCUCACUCCCAUCCUCAUCCUUCUCAACCAACUUCUUACCAACAACACCCCUCUGAUGAUGUCUUGAACGCCGCCGCCACGUUGAUGCAAAACGGACCUGGGUUACGCGGAGCCCACAAAAAUAACGACCCAUCUGCUUCACGGCGAUCUCUUGGCCCUCCAGUUGGUCACCUCCGCCACCAACCCCUUGAAGAGUUCAGGGAAGAGAGCCGGAGAGGCAUGGUGCAAUCCGAAGUGGACAAUACUUUCACAGAAUGGAUGUGGGGUUCAAAGGGACGCCAAAAUUCCGCUUCUCGACCUAUCUCUGUAGAUUACCAAUGGGGAUCUGAUUCCAACUUUAACCUCGGGCAGGGUUACACACCCGAAGCGAACAAAGAAACGGUCGAGACGAUGCAGCAAGAACAGCUCAAGUGCCUCGAGUGCCUGGAACCCAGCCAAAGCGCCGCGACAACCCGUCCAAGCAGUCCAACAAAUAGCCAGUCUACGUUUGCGUUAGGCAUGCAUCGAGAUACAUCAGAAACAAGAGAGAAGCCAGGUGAUGACGGUGCACCUCCUCGUAAGAGGCGAAAGAGCAAAAUCAAGAAGGACACUGGAGACGAUGACGAUAAUGAAAGUGCCAACGGGAUCAAGUCCGCUGCAGCAAAGCGAAGGAAAGCAAAGGGAGAACGAAAUGGGUCCGUCUCAUCACCUCCUUUGGACACUAGCACAGGCGGUAAGCGGCGGAAGUCAAACGUGAAUGGAGUCAAGCCGGCAAGAGAAAACUUAUCGGAAGAGCAAAAGCGAGAAAACCAUAUUCGAAGCGAGCAGAAGCGUCGAACCCUGAUAAAAGAAGGUUUCGACGAUCUGUGUGACCUUGUUCCCGGGCUAAAAGGCGGUGGCUUCAGCAAAAGCACUAUGCUGACAAUGACGGCGGAGUGGCUAGAGGAAAUACUGCUGGGAAAUAGAGAGCUAGCUGCUCAGCUUGCCGCUCUUGAAGGACGAUGA
Molecule: messenger RNA, 1380 nt
Organism: Trichoderma asperellum CBS 433.97
Lineage: Eukaryota; Fungi; Ascomycota; Sordariomycetes; Hypocreales; Hypocreaceae
Biological process (GO): regulation of transcription by RNA polymerase II
Molecular function (GO): protein dimerization activity; RNA polymerase II cis-regulatory region sequence-specific DNA binding; DNA-binding transcription factor activity, RNA polymerase II-specific
Source: RefSeq, a predicted model, not a curated record